AUGGCAGAAAUUGACUUGCAAAUGUUGUUUAAAUUCAUAAGUGAAUUCGAUGGAAGUAGGGAAAAGUUGAAUCCUUUCCUCAAUAAUUGUAGAAAUGCUAUUGAACUAGCAUCACCACAUCAAAUAGAUAUUCUUUUUAAAUAUAUAAUUAGCAAACUUGAAGGUCGGGCACAGAUUGCUUGUUCAAUCAAAGAAUUUACAGACUGGGAACAACUUGAGGAAUUUUUAAAAAACCAAUUUGGUGAAAAGAACUAUUACAUUCAUUUAUUAUGUGACCUUCAAGCGUGCAAACAAAAUUACAAUGAAGUCGUUAAUCAGUUUGCUCUAAGAGUAGAAACCUGUUUAGCUAAAUUACUCACGAAAAUAAACAUUUCUAUUCCUACUAAAAAGAAACUAGAACUCUCUGGUCGAGUCGCUGCAAUGCAGGAUUUGGCCCUUCAUACAUUUAUCACAGGACUCAACCCGAAAUUGUCUACUAUAGUCAGGUGUCGAGAUCCCGACACCCUUAACAGUGCUAUUAACUUUGCUGUAGCCGAAGAAAAGAUUCUACAAACGUAUAAGCCACAACCGUCUUCAUCUCAUACAGGCCAAUAUGAACGACCUCGUCAAAAUUCUAACGUCAGAUAUGAUGGUAAUCGACAGACGUCUUCAAAGUCCUCGAAUGUUAAUUUUACUCCGGGCAACCCAAUAAUAUGUCGUUAUUGUAAAUUUUUGGGCCAUUCGUUAGAAAAUUGUAAAAGGAGAGAAUAUGAUAAUAAAUACCGAAAUAACUUUACUGCUAAUCAACCUACUACAUACACACAAAAUCUUGUUCAGCGUGUUAAUUAUGUGGAGGACAUUCAGUCCGAAGCUGAACCCAAUUGUCUUGAGGGUAGUAAUUUAAACGAGUAA
This is a messenger RNA of Achroia grisella, 891 nucleotides long. RefSeq lists its product as uncharacterized. The coding region runs from base 1 to 891 and encodes 296 amino acids. NCBI's taxonomy places the organism in Eukaryota, Metazoa, Arthropoda, Insecta, Lepidoptera, Pyralidae. The record is from RefSeq and is a predicted model, not a curated record. The transcript has a single exon.